Molecule: messenger RNA, 4399 nt
Organism: Gryllus bimaculatus (two-spotted cricket)
Lineage: Eukaryota; Metazoa; Arthropoda; Insecta; Orthoptera; Gryllidae
Source: the annotation of a GenBank genome assembly
AUGGCGCUUAAACGAGUAGACCGCCUGUGCCUGCGAGUGUUGGUCGCGCGCCAUCCGCCAGCAGCGACAGGAGGCGAUCCGGGCGCGGACGCCACCACCCAACCACCACCCUCGCCUACCACUGAGGCCGCGCCCGCGCCCGCGCCCGCGCCCGCGCCCGCGCCCGCGCCGCCGCCGCCGCCCACGUGUCCCUGCGACGGCGGCGCCCACACCCACGAUGGCGACGCCCCCCCGCGCUCGCCAUCGCCCUCGCCUGCGCCAACGCCCGCACCAUCGCCCGCGCCAUCGCCCGUGCAAUCGCCCGCGCCCUCGCCCUGCUCAGCCGGGAACAUGAGCAGAACAGCAUCCACUCUUUCUAGAGCUGCAUCUGGCACAGAAAGUAACCACACUAGGAAGAGGUCUCCAAGUUUAAGCCGUUCACGACCUUCAAGUCCAGGAAAUGGAACAAAUCGUCGCCCUCCAAGUCCAAGUGCAUUGGAUCCUGCUGUUUUGGAAGCUGUUAAAAGGCGUGUACGACGGGUUCAGAAGGCUCGGUUGUAUUUACUUCAACAGCCAGGACCAAACUCCUUUCUUGUGGGUGGAGAUUCUCCUGAACAUAAAUACAAAGUUGUUAUUGGACCACAGACUUGUAGCUGUGGACGUGGGCCAUUUUGCCUUCAUCUUCUUUUUGUCAUGCUCAGGGUGUUUCAAGUACCUGAAAAUGAUUCUAAAAUAUAUACUAAAGAAUUAAAAAAUUAUGAGGUUGAAAGUUUAUUUCAGCAUUAUCAACAGCGCCGUAACUCAAGGGUUCAUGCAAUGCCUGAUGAGAGUCAGAAAGAUUGUUCACUAUCUAAGAUCCUUCAGCAGUCACCAGUUGCUCAAGAUGAAUGUGGACAAAAUGGCAUAGACUCUCCUCCUACAGUAGAAAACAAGUCCAAUGAAGAAGAAUUAUGUCCAAUUUGUCUUUUGGAAAUGGUAGAUGGGGAAAGGGCUAUUGAAUGCAAUUACCAAGGUGAAAAUGUUCUUUGCCCCUUGUGUCGUCAACCAUGGCUUGAUGAUACUAUUCCUCUAAAGGCAAUACAUUUAAUGUUGAGGCUAGAGAAACAUUCUCCUAAGAGGGUGCCUGGCAUACCCUCUCCUUCUAAGGAACAUUCAUCUGUACAACUACCUUGGGAAGUAAUUGGUUCUACCUGCUUCCAACAUUUGCCAGGACCUGGUCCUGGUCCAGGUCCUAUAUUGUCUCCAAUUUCUCAAAAAACUGGUGUGAGAACACCAACCAGUUCACAAAAACCAGCCAAAAGACCUCAAUAUCUUCCUCUCAACAAAUCAGAAUUCCAUCAAGAAUGUGUUUCAGAAAACUGGAAACAGACUAGUUCUCCUAGUAAUAACUCACCUUGUGACAUUCAUCGACCCUUACAAUUUUGUGCUAAAACGUGUUCACUCCAGUCAGAUUUACCUCAUUCUCACGCUGGCCCAAUUCCUCCUGAACAUAUUAUAAUGGCAUCAGAAUGGAUUAAGGUAUUUGGAAUGGAUUUAGUUAUGUGUCUUUACUCAAGAGAUUGGAAAGAGCGAGAAAUGGCAAUGAGAGGCCUUGUUAAUUGUUUAAUUACUGCUUAUCAAUGUGAUGAUAAGGAAAAGCAACAGAAAGUUGCUUGGUGCUGUGCCAAAAUUCUCGCUAUGGUUGUGGGGGAUCCAGUAUUCAAAGUUUACUUGGCAUGCAUACGCUGCUUUAGAGUACUUAUCAAGUGUGUAUCAUGUCGUAGUGCAUGCCACUUGGAAGAAUUUCAGAAUUUGUUGCGACCUGUUAUAAAAGGUUUGCUGAAGAAGUGUGCAGAUCGAAAUCAUCGAACAAGCCAUCUCAGUGCAGAAGUUCUUAUAGAAAUUGCCAGAAACCAAAACAGGGAUUUGACAGGAAGCAAUUCUUCUAAUGAAACCCAUCUCUGGGGAAUAAAUGGACUUGAAUUAGUAUUAAGUUGUGUGUUGGAACAUUUUUCAUUAGAAUCUGUUAAUUGGCAGUGGUUAGCAGGUCGAUUGCUAAUGUUGAGUACAUUACUUCAUAUAUUUCCAGAUGAAUUUUGCUUAAGAUAUGUACCACUUUAUGCAAAUGAAUCAGGCUACAAGCUAAAUAAUUUCAAUAGACUUUUCUCAGUUAUUGAAUUUUCUUUUAAAGCUUUACAAAGCCCCCACAGUACUGUCAGCAAAUUAGCAAGGCAUGUAUUUGUAUUGUCCUCAAGUAUGACUACUGCAGAGAAGGGAAUGCUAAAUCAAAUUUUGGAUAUGAUAUCUGAGCUGGAUUCAGGUUUGCAAUCAAGACUGAAAAAACGACUGCAAGCAGCCAUUGAAAGACAAAUGCAGAAUCAAGGGUUUCAAAAAAAAUCAAAGACUUAUUAUUAUCCUCAAGAAGCCAGCAUCAGUCACACAACGCACAAUAAAGUUGAUCUCCAGGUAAAUUCACAAGUAAAUUCCAAAGGAACAUUGCCAAUGCGUCCAAAAGACCUUGCUUUAGAUUCUGUUUGUAAGAACAAGAAGGUGUCGAAGUGUCAGCAGUUAUCUAACAGCCAUCCUUUCUCGACUCCAUCAACUAAACGGUGGAUAAAUUCUAGUUCAAAAUUCUCCAAUUUAUUUUCAAGAAAUAAAAAGACUGAAUUACUUCCCUCAAGUAAAUCUGAUACAUCUGGACAUUGUGGACUUGAUUGUGGUCAUGGAACUGUAGAAACUCCUACAUCUCCUUCUGAAAAUUGUUCGUGUCAGUCUCCUGGAGAUGAAGAUAACAUAAGUUUCUUUACUAGAGUUAUGGGAUGUAUAUCAAAUUCUUCAAAUGAAAGACUUCCAAGUGAAAAAUUUGAUGUCACACCUACUCUGGAACUAUCUCACGAUAAUUCUUUACAAAUAUGCGAAAGUAACUCAACUGCUCCUACCCCUGUUCCAACUCCAGAAAUGUUGAAUGUGGAAACUUUGGUGAGGCCAAUUAAAGACUCCAUGGAUAAUAAGAAUGUGGAGGGUGUGUUCAACAAUAAGUCAUAUAUUGAAGAUUUCCAUUGGAAACGUGGACCUAUGCUGGGUACAGGGGCAUACAGCGUUUGUUAUCAGGCAUGUGAUAUGGAGACUGGGACACUUAUGGCUGUGAAACAGGUGCCAUACUGUAGAAAUUCAGAGGAGGAACAAGAGACUGUUGAAACCGGAAUUCGGAAAGAAAUCAUGACUAUGUCAAGGCUUCGACAUCCUAAUGUAUUGACAAUAUUGGGAGCAACCAGAGAAGGGAAUCAUUUUAAUAUUUUUGUAGAGUGGAUGGCUGGAGGAUCUGUUGCAGCUUUAUUGGAAAGUUAUGGCCCUUUUAAUGAGUGUGUCAUCGUAGAAUACAUAAAGCAAGUUUUAGAAGGGUUGAAUUAUCUUCAUGAAAAUCAUAUUUUGCACCGAGACCUGAAAGGUGCAAAUCUAUUAGUUGAUAGUACAGGCAAACAACUCAGAAUAGGGGACUUUGGAGCUGCAGCUUGUUUGGAAUCACAUGGAACAGUACCUGGAGAAUUUCAGGGACAACUACUUGGCACUAUUGCCUUUAUGGCUCCUGAAGUUCUCAGAGGAGAGAAUUAUGGUCGCUCUUGCGACAUUUGGAGUGUUGGAUGUUGUAUGAUAGAAAUGGCAACAACCAAAGCACCUUGGAAGGAAAAUCAAAUGUCAAAUCAUUUGGCACUUAUGUACAAAGUUUUUGUCUUCUUUUUGCUAUGCUUGACUUCAGUAUUCUUUGUGACAAAUUCUUUAAAAUUAAUUGAAAUUUGUACCAAGUAGCACAAGAUGUUUUUAAAAUAAAAAUCUGAAAUGAUAUCUUCAAAACAGUCUUGAAUGUUAAAAGUAUGGCUAUAAUCAAAAUAGCAUCAAGCAAGGAUCCCCCAUUCAUUCCAGAUUCAUUGGGUCCUGCCACUAAAGAUCUUGCUCUUCAGUGUCUGCAAGUGCAGUCUGAACUACGCCCAACAGCUAAAGAGCUAUUGAAUCAUCACUGCUUCAAAACUCCACAUUUACAAUUGAAGCAAGCAAUAACAUGACCUUUUGUAUUUAAAAGAAAUUUUUGUAAUUUAUUCUCAAAAGAGAGUUCAUGUGGAAAUUUGUUGCACAAAUUUUUAAAAUUUGUGCCCCGUCUUUCAAAAGCAUUAUAUUUAAUGUAAAGUAGAAUGCCUACAAUACAGAACGUAUAUUCUUCGUGACUGUGUAGGUCUGUCUCUAGAACUUGUAUGUACCUGAUCAUUCUACAAAUAGCAAAAUAAUUUAUCAUUGAAACAAUGAUGAAAUAAACGCACAUUUUUUAAGAAACAAGAGGAUGAAAGGCUUAGAAUGACUUAAGUAUUUUGAAUAAAAUAGAGAAAUGUAUUUGACAUGUAGAAUUUUCAUAAUUGAUCUUAAUAUAUAUAAAGGACAAUUUUUUUGA